GGAGUUUCGCAGGCAGUUCGAGCAGGCAACGGCCAGUGAGCAGUGUUCGGUUAAUUCUUAACCCCUUUCGAAAGUAAACCAGAGCGAAAUGUUGAAAAUGCAAAGCGUGCUAAGCAGCACUUUGGCUGUCCUACUACUGGCGCAACUACUGAUCCGCGCAAAGGCAUUGGAUAUCAACUCGCCCGAAAUCCACGCGCCUUUCAUCGUGAAUAAGCUGCAGCGAGACAAUCUGAAUGGCAUGGGCAGUGGCAUGGCACUGAAUAAUCGUAUGGUGCCGGCAGCUGAACUGAAUGCCCAAUUCUGGCGCGAUCAAGCGAAGGACGAGUUACAAAAGCGCCUGGAUAGAGAGCUGAAUAAGAAUAAAGCGAAAAAUGUUAUCUUCUUUCUCGGCGAUGGCAUGCCAUUGACUACCAUUACGGCGGCGAGAAUCCUUCAGGGGCAGCGGCUGGGCUUUACAGGCGAGGAGCAGCUAUUGUCAUUCGAAAAGUUCCCCUACACCGGACUAAGCAGAACCUACUGCACGAAUGCUCAAGUGGCUGACUCGGCAUGCACCUCCACCGCAUACCAGUGCGGCGUGAAAGCGAACACGCUUACACUUGGCGUGAACGCCAGAGUGAAUUUCAAUAACUGUUCAGCCAGCAUGGAUACCAACAAUCAUGUAUCCUCGCUGUAUAGUUGGGCUCAAGCAGCUGGCAAAUCGACGGGCUUCAUCACCACCACCUCGCUUACGCACGCCAGCCCAUCGGGUGGUUAUGCGCACGUCGCUAACCGUUUCUGGGAAUGUGAUGCAGAUGUGCUCGCAUUUGGCGUAGAUCCAACCACAUGUAUGGACAUGGCGCAACAGUUAAUCACAAAGCUACCAGGUAAAAAGUUGGAUGUUCUAAUGGGUGGCGGCAUGGGCAAGUUUCUACCGAAUACGAUCACGGACCCAUUUGGCAAUCCGGGUGAACGGUUGGAUGGCAAAAACUUGCUUACACGCUGGCAAAAUAUACACCCUAAAGGUAUAAUUGUGAAAAAUCGCGAUGAGUUGCUGCGUCUCAAUAUCACACAAGUGUCCAAUAUUAUGGGGCUCUACCAAUCCAAAUUGAUGCAGUACCAUUUGCAUGCGAACGAUGAGCAGCCGACGCUGGCCGAAAUGACUGGAGUGGCGUUGGCAUUCCUUAAUCAGAAUACAAAUGGAUACUUCAUAUUCAUCGAAGGUGGACUUAUCGACUAUGGAAAUCACGCGAAUAACCCAAGCAUCGCUUUGGACGAAGUCUUAGAAUUUGAUAAAGCUAUUCAACUGGCGCGCGCUAUGACCGAUCCAGCAGAAACGUUGAUUGUGGUUUCGGCAGAUCAUGGGCACCCGCUAAGUAUAGCUGGGUAUCCGGAAAGAGGCAACAAUAUAUUGGGAUUAAAUGAUAUGGGUAAGGAUUCGAUGGGAGUACCCUAUGCGACACUGAAUUAUGCAGUAGGUCCUGAGCAAUACCAGAAUGCGGACCUAAGCAGAAUGGAUUUGACGGGGAAAAUAGGAAAAGCAGAUUUCAUUUCCCCCAGCUACAUAAAUAAAGAUGUGGGCGUUCAUAGUGGUGAUGAUGUGGGCGUGUACGCAUCCGGUCCAUGGGAACAUCUCUUUCGUGGUGUCAUGCAACAAAAUCUCCUACCCCACAUGAUGGCCUACGCGAGCUGUAUGGGUACUGGGCCGAAAAUGUGUGAUAAAUCGAAGGCUUAGAGAAAAAGAGGCUUUAUUCUUUUAAUAAAAUGUAUUAGUCAUAAGUGCUAACGUAUCAAUACAGAAAAUUAAAAAGUCAGAUAUAAAAGUCCCACUUAUUGAAGGCAUCACUAAAAGAAAAUGACGUAGUUUCUUUUAUUUCGAAGUUCAUAUUGUAUUUUAUCAAUUGAUUUUUUUUUUAGAAAAAAAGUUCCUCUUUCGAUAAACGUGAAAACAAAAUAUUAAUACAAAUUAUGAUCUCCUCAACUUUUGAACUUAUUCUGAUGUAAAAAAUGUUAAUCCAUUCGCAUUCGGUCUACCUUGAAAUUUAUAUCAACAAACUUGAGUGAAUGUCAAAUAUGAAGGUGGUUAUCAAUGUAUAUUAAUAUAAUUUUAUUGUAAAGAUUUAUACUUCACUCACUCAUGUAAAUAUUUUCGCAUAUUUCAACUUCUGUUUUCUGGCAAUUACGUAUUCACUUGAUUAAAUAUAAAUUUACCGAAGAUUCCUCACACCCUAAAGGGUGUUUGUUUAGA
Molecule: messenger RNA, 2224 nt
Organism: Anastrepha ludens (Mexican fruit fly)
Lineage: Eukaryota; Metazoa; Arthropoda; Insecta; Diptera; Tephritidae
Product: alkaline phosphatase-like
Exons: 4
Coding region: 89-1711 (540 amino acids)
Biological process (GO): dephosphorylation
Molecular function (GO): alkaline phosphatase activity
Source: RefSeq, a predicted model, not a curated record